This is a messenger RNA of Sphaeramia orbicularis (orbiculate cardinalfish), 1748 nucleotides long. RefSeq lists its product as uncharacterized. The transcript is spliced from 7 exons. The record is from RefSeq and is a predicted model, not a curated record. NCBI's taxonomy places the organism in Eukaryota, Metazoa, Chordata, Actinopteri, Kurtiformes, Apogonidae. The coding region runs from base 1 to 1686 and encodes 561 amino acids.
AUGUAUCAUAUUGUAGAGUUUGUGGACACGAAUGAAGUAGAGGUUGUCCCAUCAUCAUGGGUUUCAGAUGGGCAGUGCUUGUGGCCAGAGAGAUACAAGCUGGAAGACAUUAAAAAGGCUACACGCAGCAUGGAACAACCUCAGGACACGUGGAGGUCAUUCCAAAUUAGAAUCUUAUAUACAGCCGCAAACUACAACAUUGCCCGCCUGAAACUUCCUCAAGCAGAAGCUCAGACAGAUCUCCAGACUGCUGAUGAAAAUGAAAUGCCAAAGAGGAUCAAGAGGAAAAGAAUACGAAAUAACUUCUUGAUAUCAAGUGACAGUGACAAUGAAAUUCCUGUAAAAAAAAAUAAGCUGCCUGCUGCUCCGAAGAUCCAACCUCCCUGCCUGACAGACACCCCUUCACACCGCCAGAGAACGGACACCCCUUCAUACCGCCAGAGAACGGACACCCCUUUAUACCGCCAGAGAACGGACACCCCUCGACACUGGAACGGACACCCCUUCACACCGCCAGAGAACGGACACCCCUUUAUACCGCCAGAGAACGGACACCCCUCGACACUGUCAGGGAACGGACACCCCUUCACACCGCCAGAGAACGGACACCCCUUUAUACCGCCAGAGAACGGACACCCCUCGACACUGUCAGGGAACGGACACCCCUUCACACCGCCAGAGAACGGACACCCCUUUAUACCGCCAGAGAACGGACACCCCUCGACACUGUCAGGGAACGGACACCCCUUCACACCGCCAGAGAACGGACACCCCUUUAUACCGCCAGAGAACGGACACCCCUUUAUACCGCCAGAGAACGGACACCCCUCGACACUGUCAGGGAACGGACACCCCUUCACACCGCCAGAGAACAGACACCCCUCGACACUGUCAGGGAACACACACCCCUCGACACUGUCAGGGAACGGACACCCCUUCACACCGCCAGAGAACAGACACCCCUCCACACCGUCAGAAAAUGACACCCCUCGACACUGUCAUGGAACACACACCCCUCCACACCGUCAGAGAAUGGACACCCCUCGACACUGUCAGGGAACACACACCCCUCGACACUGUCAGGGAACGGACACCCCUCCACACCGUCAGAGAACGGACAACCCUCCACAUCACCAUGAGAGGGAAAACUUUCAAACACCAUCUCUAAGAGAUGUAAUGUCUCUUCUUCUUAAUAUGAAUAUCAAAAUUGAAAUGCUAAUGGAUCAGGUAAAGGUGAUCCAGCAGCAUCUCGCCACCAUCAGCACAACCAGUUCUCCAGAGGUGGAGGGACUCCUACCAGAAGGCAUCAUUCCCCUAAAGGACAUCAGAGCUCUAGAAGCUCUAGAAUAUGAGAUUAAGAGCAAAGAUGGACUCAGAGCCAAAAUGGUGACAACUUUAAGCCUCAUGGGAGGAGUUGAUGUCCGAGAGACAGUUUGGAGGACGAUGAGGCAGCUAAUGACAAACUCGCUUGCCACAAACCUUAACUGGAGAGGAGUUAAUGGGAAGACAGGUUUUUGUGGUUUGCAGUUGAAGGAAGUCAUUAAUGAUGCUGUCAGGAGAAACAAAUUCACUUCAAAUGCCACCACCCAAGAAAUAGAAACAUUUGUGAAACGAUGGCUUCAGCUGGCGGGUGAUCGGGAUGGUGGACGCAAAAGAAGAAUGGAGAGAGGACUGCCUGACAAUUAAAAGACUUUUUACCCCACGCCUCGGAGGGGGUGGUAUAAGGGGUAUUGUUUUUGGUUUGGUUU